Molecule: messenger RNA, 2045 nt
Organism: Oldenlandia corymbosa var. corymbosa
Lineage: Eukaryota; Viridiplantae; Streptophyta; Magnoliopsida; Gentianales; Rubiaceae
Source: the annotation of a GenBank genome assembly
GUAAAAUUAAACACGUGCUUAUAAAACAUAAAAAUGGCUUAAAUGAGAUAUGUGAGCACCACUAUUUUUCUUAGCUCUAUGAUUGUGGAGAUGACGAAAAUCCACGUGUCAAUUUGGCACCGUAAUUCUCUAAGUACUGUCAAGGGCCCCACUGCUUAAUUAAGCCAUUUCACCUUUUAAAAUAUUUUCGAAAUAUCUUCCCAUUUUUAAAGAAACUGAAUUCAAUAUGCUUUCUGCUUUCGCAAAGAAACAAAAGUCAAAACCAAAGAGAACAGAAAAAACAAGAAGAAAAAACCAAACUGAUGAACUGGAUUUCUACUUUCCAGCAGACAAAUUUGUCAGACCCGAAAACCUCUCCCCGUUCUCGUUUGUUUGACGAUUCUUCAACUCAAAAUCUCAAUACACCGUGAAUCCAUCCUUUCUUACUCUUACUUGGAUAGAUUCCUAGAAAGAGCUGAAAGAAAAAAAACAGAGAUGGCUGAUUACGAUGAUUUCACGUACGAUGUUAUCGUUGUCGGGGCCGGAGUUAUGGGCAGUUCCACAGCUUACCAAAUAGCCAAACGCGGGCAAAAAGUACUCCUCCUCGAACAAUUCGAUUUCUUGCACCACCGCGGAUCCUCCCACGGCGAAUCAAGAACCACAAGGGUCACUUAUCCAGAGGAUUACUAUCCCAAAAUGGUGUUACAUUCGGAGAAAUUAUGGCAAGAAGCUGAAUCCGAAGUUGGGUACAAGGUGUAUUUCAAGACACCCCAAUUCGAUAUGGGUCCGAAGGACAGCAAAUCUCUCCAGGCUGUCAUCUCCAGCUGCAGGAAAAACUCUAUUCCGUUCCGAAUUCUCGACCACGAUGACGAAGUCAAAGGGUUUUGCGGUAAGUUUCAUUUAGGUGAUCAUGAAGAUUGGAUCGGUGUUGUGAAUGAACACGGUGGUGUGAUUAAGCCCACCAAAGCUGUUUCCAUGUUUCAAACACUUGCUUUCAAACAUGGUGCCCGGAUGAAGGACAACACAGAAGUUUCAGAUAUCAAAAGGGAUGAUUCCAAUAAUGGAAUUGUAGUAAUCACAAAAGAGAAACAGAGAUUUUGGUGCAGUAAAUGUGUUGUUACGGCCGGUGCUUGGAUGCAGAAAUUGGUUCAAAAGGUUUCAGAUCUGACUCUGCCAAUUCAACCCCUUCAAACUGCAGUUCACUAUUGGAAGAUUAAAGAAGGCUAUGAAGAUGAUUUCAAGAUUGAAAAUGGUUUCCCAACUUUUGCUAGCUAUGGAGAGCCGUACAUCUACGGCACCCCAUCUUUGGAGUUUCCGGGAUUGAUCAAAGUCGCUGUGCACGGCGGCAAUCCAUGUGACCCGGAUAAGAGAACAUGGACUAAUGGCGGCGGCGGCGCCGCCUCUGUUCCAUUGAAUUCGCUCAGGGAAUGGGUCAGAAGCAAAUUUGGUGACGUCGUUGACGCCGUUAACGGGCCUGUGAUGGCUCAAUCUUGCAUGUAUUCAAUGACCCCGGAUGAGGAUUUGAUCAUUGAUUUCUUGGGUGCAGAAUUUGGGAAUGAUGUGGUGGUUGCUGGUGGUUUUUCAGGACAUGGUUUCAAAAUGGCUCCGAUUAUUGGGAAAGUAUUGUCUCAACUUGCGAUUGACGGGCAGCUGUUGGAGGACAUCAACAGUAUCGUGGAGUUGAAAUACUUCAGAAUACAGAGGUUUGAAGAGAAUCCUAAAGGCAAUUUGAAGGAGUUUGAAGAUCAAGUAGGCAGGUGAAAAAGUCUCUGUGGUUGGCGAAUGGCGAUUGUAUUUUUUGUGUUCUUUUCUUAGCAAAAAAAUUGAACAAUAUUGAACCAUUUUGUUUAGUAUUCAUAUUCCAUUCAAUCACUUGAUAUGUCUUAUGUUCUGGUUAUUUGUAAUGUAAUUGAUUGUCACAUUUGCAUCAUAACAUCUCCCGGUGUGAUUAAAUUCCAAGGGCAUCAUCCAUCCUUUUAAGUUUUUCUACCUGUGUAUCUAUUGCUACAAAUUCACAUUUUGUAAUGGAAGUAGAUUCUCUCAAUGGAUCAAUAUUUCAGUACAAA